AUGUUAGCUAGCGCCGACAAAAUAGCGCCGUUCAAAAGAGCGCCGUUCAAAAGAGUCACCAACGAGCACGCUACAACUGGAGUUCUUUCUGUCACCAGCGCUACAACUGGAGUCCUUUCUGUCACCAGCGCUACAACUGGAAUCCUCCCUGUCACCAACGCUACAACUGGAAUCCUCCCUGUCACCAACGAGCACGCUACAACUGGAGUUCUUUCUGUCACCAGCGCUACAACUGGAGUCCUUUCUGUCACCAACGCUACAACUGGAGUCCUUUCUGUCACCAGCGCUACAACUGGAGUCCUUUCUGUCACCAACGCUACAACUGGAGUCCUUUCUGUCACCAGCGCUACAACUGGAGUCCUUUCUGUCACCAACGCUACAACUGGAGUCCUUUCUGUCACCAGCGCUACAACUGGAAUCCUCCCUGUCACCAACGCUACAACUGGAAUCCUCCCUGUCACCAACGAGCACGCUACAACUGGAGUUCUUUCUGUCACCAGCGCUACAACUGGAGUCCUUUCUGUCACCAGCGCUACAACUGGAAUUCUCCCUGUCACCAACGAGCACGCUACCUGCCUGCCAUUGAAAGAAACACAAGAGUACAAAGAAGCCUUUACCCAUUGCCGAGAAGCUUUAGAGGAAACGGCUUUGAUUUUUGCUGAAUCCGGCUACAAUGUUGAGAUGAGUGGAUGGAAAUGGAACGAUAGCUACAAAUUCUCGAAAAAGCAUGCCCAACUGUCGAUUGAGUGCGAUAUUGCACAUUACGCUACGAAUAAAAAGUUGAUUGUUGACGGUCGAGAGUUUAUUUGUGCGCGAGCUGUUUACAGGGAUCCCACGGGUCAAAUUCUUUUCGCUGCCAAGUCAACUCCAUUGAAAGAGAUCAAAGAGGGAGGGCACGGGACACGUGCUCAUCUGUACAUCUCAGCUGCUCGUAUCACUCCUCAUCCAAGCGAUUCGUCUAAAUCUUUCUACGAAUACGUGAUUUGCGUUGAUAUGAAGGGAAUGAUGUUCAAGAGUGUUCUCAAUCCGGUUCUCGGUCGAUUACUUCUCGAGGACGUGGAAAACGUUCGUAAAUACUGUGAUCAAUUGAGCAAACAA
This is a messenger RNA of Mesorhabditis belari, 1098 nucleotides long. NCBI's taxonomy places the organism in Eukaryota, Metazoa, Nematoda, Chromadorea, Rhabditida, Rhabditidae. The record is from the annotation of a GenBank genome assembly.